Rhodofomes roseus is the source of this 1445-nucleotide messenger RNA. RefSeq lists its product as uncharacterized. Lineage: Eukaryota; Fungi; Basidiomycota; Agaricomycetes; Polyporales; Fomitopsidaceae. The transcript is spliced from 3 exons. Bases 100 to 1038 code for a protein of 312 amino acids. The record is from RefSeq and is a predicted model, not a curated record.
GCCGGCCGGGGGCGCGCACGAGCAGCAGCUUAGGUAAUCACACGCAUUUGUGCGUGUGGCGGGCGGCUAGGGCCUGAGCAGAAACGCUAACGAUCGCAUAUGGAGUCCCUCAACCUCAACAACCUCGCAAACUCCCUGCCUCCUUCCAACCUUGCAAAGGCAGAGAUGGACCUCACCGACGAUUUUAAGGCGGCCGCACUCAGCCUCACGACGCUCUACCGCUCCUCGAAACGCACAUCCAAGCGGGCGUACAACACAGGCUACGCAGCUGCAUGCCAGGACAUGCUCGUCAUGAUCCAGCAGGGCGUGUCCGCCGGUGACUCGAGUGACUCCGACGGGCAGGGCAUGGCCAUCGGGCGCAUCAUGGACUACAUCGAGGCCCGGCUCGAGGCGAUCAAGUCGUGCGAGGAAGAGGACGACGAGGACGAGAAGGAGCGCGAGCGCGAGCGGUCCAAACCGGGGACGAGCACUGCCGCCCCUGCGAAGCCGGCGCCUCCGCUGGUGGCGGCGAAGCCCGCUGCUGUGUCCGUCCCGACCCCGACCCCGACACCGAGCGCCGUCUCAGCAAGGUCCAGGGAUCUCGCCCCCCUCGCCCCACCUACACCCUAUACCCCAUCAACCCUCUCCGCCAACUCGAUCGCAGCCUCCUCGCCCUCCCCCCUCCAGCGCGCUAACAAGUCGCGCCUCUACGCCAUCGCCACCGCCAAGGACCCGUCCAUCCUCUCCGCAUCGCCCCCGCCCUUCGCCUUCGACACACCAGCCACCGCCGUACUCUCCCCACCCACCGGCGCGCUCGACAUCAGCACAGAUGUCUCCGUCGGCUCAAAGCGGCGGCACAACGUGAUGAUGCUCGACUCGCCUGCGAGCCAGACGGCGACAGAGAGCGGGCCCUCGACACGCCGGAGGACGCGGAGCGCGCGCGGGGCGGCGCUCGCGUCGAAUGCGCAGGCCUUGCACAUACACGAUCAGAACGCCGGGACAGACGCGAUGGACAUCGAGGAGGACGGUCGGGAGAGGAAGCGCGUCGCGCGACGAUAGUCGGCUCGGUGGCACUUCUCGCUUCUCCCCUCUACUAGGUAAUCCCGCCCCUCGCGGUAGGGACGGACACGGCCGUGUAGACGGCGUGCGUAGGCGGGUGCAUAGGCAACCGCGUAUCAUUAUGGCAAACUGAGACGACCGCGACGACUGCGACUCCAUGCGCGUGUAAUACAUAUGUUAGUAGCUUCGUCCUUCACUUCACUUCCCUUCCCUUCCCAACCCAACCCAUUAACCAAUGACCCCCGAUCGACUUACAUUGUAGGCUUGUACGUAGGCACAGCAGCAUACCAGCAGCAUCAUACAUACGCAUCCCUGUAUUCACAAUCGUUCACUGUUCUCCGCAUGACCUUCGCGCUGUGUGUAUUCCCCUCACGCAUAAACGAGCGUCAUCGUGGCUGGUCUCCGGG